Molecule: messenger RNA, 1029 nt
Organism: Symbiodinium pilosum
Lineage: Eukaryota; Dinophyceae; Suessiales; Symbiodiniaceae
Source: the annotation of a GenBank genome assembly
AUGCAGGCGCAGUGCAUUCCCGGAUUUGGCACGGCCAAAUGCACGCCGUGGACCGCGGGACGCUGCACCGGUGCCAAGGCUGAACCGGCAUCACCCGCACUACCCAUUUGGGAGCUCGUUUGGGAGGAUCACUUUGACUCCCAGACCUGCGUGCCGGACACAUCCGGCACGCUGCGGCCUAGCCCGGAGUUCUGGAGCCCUGAGACUGGCUACAAGCGCGGCAAGGAGCUGCAAUGGUACCAGCCGAAGAAUGCAGAGUGCAAGGAUGGUGCCUUGGUCAUCACGGCCAGGCGUGAACGCCAAGCGUGGGAGAAGCCGCAGGGCCCUCAGUGCCAAGUUGUGAACUGGGACUCCAUCGAGCAGCCUUUAGACAACGCAUCCUGUGCGGUCUGCGCUCCCCCGUACUUCCAGUAUUACAAUCCUUGUGACUUGGUCCGGAACGACGAUUCUGGCGGUCCAGCAUGUGACUGCUCCGAGUCAGCAGAAUUCACCUCAGCCUCGCUCAUGACCAGGGGCAAGAAGGAGUUCUCGUAUGGGCUCUUUGAGCUGCGUGCGAAGAUUGACACAAGACCAGGCGCCUGGUCAAGCUGGUGGGCAAUUGGCGACUUUGACUAUGUCCCUUGGCCCAAAAACGGAGAGAUCGACAUCAUGGACGCCUUCCAGCGGAUGGUGAAAGCCAGUGUGAUCCACUCCGGGGAAUCAGGGCUUCCCAGCAGUGCUAUCCAGCAUGCAGGCGCUCGCAUGAUUGACCGUGAGUGGGAGAAGUAUUACCAUACCUGGCAGCUGGAAUGGGACAAGGACUUCAUGGAGAUACGCAUUGAUGGCGAAGCGAUUCUCAAGCUUGACCUCUCCGUGGCGGAUCCCAAACGGACCUCGUGGCCGAAUCCCUUCACGCAAGGCAAGAAAUUCUUCAUGAUUCUGAACUUGGCCGUUGGAGGUCAUUCAGGAGGAGAUGCAUCCUUGACGCAAUUCCCUACCCAGCUUCACGUAGACUAUAUCCGCGUAUACCAGAAAAAGGGCACUACGUGA